Xyrauchen texanus (razorback sucker) is the source of this 4558-nucleotide messenger RNA. Its product is annotated as large neutral amino acids transporter small subunit 2-like. Gene Ontology annotation, molecular function: L-amino acid transmembrane transporter activity; neutral L-amino acid transmembrane transporter activity. Bases 678 to 2270 code for a protein of 530 amino acids. The transcript has 11 exons. NCBI's taxonomy places the organism in Eukaryota, Metazoa, Chordata, Actinopteri, Cypriniformes, Catostomidae. The record is from RefSeq and is a predicted model, not a curated record. Gene Ontology annotation, cellular component: membrane. Gene Ontology annotation, biological process: neutral amino acid transport; amino acid transmembrane transport.
CUCUGUAGGAGCUUGGAACACUGUGUGGUGUUUUGUAAAUCACUUCGAGUCGCGCGGACAUUGCGCCCAAGGCGUUAGGCAGGAGUCCUUGUCAAUAGGAUACAUGCGCUUUCUGAGAACGAGGAAAAAAUGCGGAUGAAUUGUGCUUAAUCGGCACAGGAAGAAACAAUAAGAAUCCAUUUUUCCGGCCUCUCUUACGCGUGGUGUUUUGGUUUAAACCGCAGAUUAAACCCAAGAUAAUCGUCAUCACAGACUGAACAAAAAAACGGACACAGAAAAAUUCGUACUUGAAUAUAUUUGUAGAUUUUUUUUUUUUUUUCCACAAAAAAUUUCAGCGCUGUAUAUAGACGUUUAUUGAUCGGAAAAUAAAUCUAGCAUUUCAAUGACACUGACAGCGCCUUAAUUAUUAUUAUUUAAGUGUAUAUCUGCCCUUUUCACGUCCAUAUUUGUGUUAUCUCUAUAUAAGCUACUAACACGUAGCUAUUGUACACUGACAAGUGUUUGAAAAAACAAAACAAAAACAUACGUACAUAAAAUAGCGAGAGUGACAGCAUAUUUAUUUAUGCAUAAAUGAAAAUCGAACCCGGUGCACGUCAAACGCUUUUCUAGGACAGCCGCACAUCAGCGCUCAAUAUCUGCUCUCCAUAUAGUGGAGACUGAACAUCUCGCUUAACAACAUGACGGAUGGACCGAGACAAAGAGGGAGCGCCGCGCCGAGCAUCAACGGGGAUGGAGCGUCAGACUCGGGGAAAGCCGCUGGAGAGUCGUCGGUGGCGUUAAAGAAGGAGAUUGGUCUCGUCAGUGCUUGCGGUAUUAUUGUUGGUAACAUCAUUGGUUCGGGAAUCUUUGUCAGUCCUAAGGGAGUGUUGGAAAAUGCCAGUUCAGUGGGCCUGGCUCUCAUUGUAUGGAUCAUCACAGGCGUUAUCACGGCAAUCGGGGCACUCUGCUAUGCUGAGCUGGGUGUUACUAUCCCCAAAUCUGGAGGCGACUAUUCCUACGUCAAGGACAUCUUUGGAGGGCUCGCAGGGUUCUUGCGGUUGUGGAUUGCUGUGUUGGUGAUCUACCCCACUAAUCAGGCCGUCAUCGCUCUCACCUUCUCCAACUACGUUCUGCAGCCUCUGUUCCCCACCUGCUUCCCCCCGGAGAAUGGUCUACGCAUACUCGCUGCCAUCUGCUUGUUGCUUCUGACAUGGAUAAAUUGUUCUAGUGUGCGGUGGGCAACACGAGUACAGGAUAUCUUCACUGCAGGGAAACUCCUGGCCCUUAUUCUCAUCAUCAUCAUGGGCAUUGUACAGGUCUGCAAGGGCGAAUAUUACUGGUUAGAGCCAGCCAAUGCCUUUGAGCCAUUUCAAGACUAUGAUGUUGGUCUGAUUGCUCUGGCAUUUCUACAGGGCUCCUUCGCCUAUGGUGGUUGGAACUUCCUCAAUUAUGUCACGGAGGAACUGGUCGACCCAUAUGUGAACCUCCCGCGCGCUAUCUUCAUCUCCAUUCCCCUUGUUACUUUCGUUUACGUUUUUGCUAACAUUGCCUACGUCACUGCCAUGAGUCCUCAGGAGCUGCUGGCCUCCAAUGCUGUCGCUGUGACAUUUGGUGAGAAGCUGUUAGGAGUGAUGUCAUGGAUCAUGCCCAUUUCUGUGGCCUUGUCCACAUUUGGGGGGGUCAACGGCUCCCUCUUCACCUCCUCUCGGUUGUUUUUCGCGGGUGCUCGUGAAGGCCAUCUCCCGAGCCUGCUGGCAAUGAUUCAUGUGAAGCGCUGCACCCCAAUUCCAGCCCUGCUGUUCACUUGCAUCUCGACUCUUCUGAUGCUGUGCACCAGUGACAUGUACACACUCAUUAACUAUGUGGGUUUCAUCAACUACCUCUUUUAUGGUGUCACUGUUGCUGGGCAGAUUGUGCUGCGCAUUAAACAACCAGACAUUCAUCGACCAAUUAAAAUCAGCUUGGUGUGGCCGGUCAUUUACUUACUCUUCUGGGCCUUCCUGCUGAUCUUCUCCCUGUACUCAGAGCCUGUAGUGUGUGGCAUUGGUUUGGCCAUCAUGCUUACUGGCGUCCCUGUCUAUUUCUUGGGCGUGUACUGGGAAAACAAGCCCCAAUGUUUCAAUACAUUUGUUGAUAAGAUGACAUACCUGGGUCAGAAGUUCUGUGUUGUGGUUUACCCAGCGGAGGACAAGAAGAAAAAUGAAGAGUGUGAAGAUGAGAUGGAGCUGAAGGAACAAUCGACUCCACUGUCAGGAGAAGAUGUAGAGACACAGAAAUCAGCUGACUGCUAAACAGACACAUGGAGAGACACACGUUAAAUCACUUCAUACAGGGUGCCAGCCUUAUUUUGAUCAACACUGGACAUCUCAAAUUGUCCACAUACCUCUAAGCUUGUUUCUUUAGGCCUUUUUUAUAAGGAAGGGGUUGCACUGGAGGGCUGUAGCUAAGCUCGGGAGAGAGUAUAAUGAACAGAGGCUUGGUGCUCUAUACUCAAGUGAUUUGGCUAUAUAAGUCUUAGAACAUAUUCAGGGUCUCUCAGUUGAUAUUCUAUUUGCAACUGCUUUAUUCUCUUUUGUCUGUGCAACAGAAUUACAAAAUCAACAUUUCUGAUGACAUGAAGAAUGCUUUAGAAUGUACAUAAACACUGUUUUGAAAAUGGAAUUCAAAUUUCAGAAACAAUCUUUUUAUUUUUGUGAAACACUGGGACUUAUCUGAAUCUAGGAAUUAGACCGUUUUAUGGUAAAAUGGGCAAAUUACAUCAUGGCCUCAACUGAAAUGGCAGUUUUUUUUUUGUUUUUUUUUUUCAUUUAUUUAUUUAUUAUUAAGUACAUUCUAAUGUUCUAAUUCUUACCCCUCUAAUCCCCCUCUAUAUUCCUACUUUUUUAGUUCAGGUUUGUCACACUCCUCAUAUUAAGCAUUUUUACAAGUCAAAGCUGUUUUUAAAUUGACACUCAAAUUUUGUUUAAGUAUGAUUUUGAUGUUUUAAAUUGUCUUGUAAUCAUAUUACAUUCUAGUAGUGUCAUACCUGUUAUUAUUUUAUAUUGAUUUCUCUGAUAAUUUUCCUGAAUUAUAGGAAAUCAGUUUUUUUUUAAUCAACAUAUAUUUAAGGCAUAUAUAUACAGUAUAUAUAUAUAUAUAAGAACCAAUUGUGGUGGUUCAGAGUAGUUUUCAGCCAGGUUACUCUGGUGCUAUUACUAUUAUUUUUUUUGCCUUAAUAUUUUUGGUAAACCUGUAUGAUGUUAUUGUAGAUUUUAUUAUCAAUGUUUAAGAAUAUUUUGAUUUCUAAUAUUUUUGAAGAUAAAAUGGUGUCAUCAUGAUGUAUUUGACAGAGAGUUCAGGUCCUUUACAACCACAGUCAGAACCCCCAUGUUCACUUUUAUGCAUUGUUAUUAUUUCAAAAGUAUACAUACAAUUGUUGCUGCAAACUUUUAUGUGAAAAACAAAAUGGUGGCGCAUAACUUGUGUCCGUAAUGUUGACAUAUUUAAAUGGAAGAAAAAACAUUGUAUUGAUAUAAUAGCUAUAUAUUUUUGGUCCUAUCCUUUAUUUUAAGACAAUAAAAGUAGAAUAUGCUAAUGUUCAAGAACUUAAAAUCCCUCUUGACAGCCGGGUGAAUCAAGUCAAAUAGUAAACAAUAUGUUAUACAAUCAGAGGUGCAAGUGACUGGAAUCAAACUAACAAGCUAAUACAAAUCUAUUAUAGACAGGAUACAGAUUACAUUAACAUACUGUAUUACUCAACAAUCAAACUACACAUAAAAAUUAAGCAAACGCCUUAAAAAAUGUACAUUUACUUAAAAUGUGUAGUAUGUUUCUGUAAGUAAAUAAGAUAUGCUCUGUGGAAGAAUCCUUGACUUGAGAGCUCUAUGUAAGUCACUGUUGUACAUAGGGCCUACUAUAACUGCAUAAGGCUUUUUGUGGUCACAGCGUCUUUUUAGUGUGCCUCUAUGUUUAUCUCACCUUUACACACACAAUACUUAUGAAAGUACUAGAAAAAGUGCCAGUUCUGUUCUUGUUUCCGCGUAUCUGUAAUGUGAAAUUGCUGUAUAAAAGGCAAUAUAGAUCACUGUGUAAUACAUGGCCAUUUUGCAUGAGCUUAUUCCCCCUAACAUCAAAUCUAUUACCUUCCCCCUACACAAUAAACACUGCCUUUUAGGUCUCUCCUAUUCAGAUGAUAGCAAGACCUGUCAUUAUCAAUAAAAAACUGUCAGCAUAAUUUCGAUAAUAAUCUAAUCUUUGAUCAUUGUAGGUUACAUCAAAAAUGCAGAGCUUCGGUUCUUGUAAUUUCUACAGCACUGCCUACUGUGUUGCAAACACAAAACCACAAUGUCUAUUUUUUUAUAUAUAAGAUGUGACUUCUGACUGCUACAAUUACAGCCUUUCACGGAUGGGUUUAGACCGCCGAAAGCCAUGCAAGAUGAGUUUUCUGUACAUUUUCACAUGAUAUUAUCACCUGUAACAAAUGAUUGUAUUUUAAAUGUCCUUGUCACAACUAUAUAACUCUAUUAGUGAAUGACCUUUAUAGAUUAUAUUCAUAUUGAAAUGUGUACAGUCUGAAAUAAUAAAGAUGUCAAAGUUCAAA